AUGACGACCGCUGCAAAGUGUAUUGAAUUGGAUCUUAAAGAACUUCGCAAUGGUAUAAAUGAUUCACCCAUUAUUUUCGUUGAUCAAAUCGAUGACAACAAUUUUCAUCUCGAAGCUGCUAUCUCAGGUCCAAAUUCAACACCGUAUCAGGGCGGAGUAUUUCUACUUGAUAUUAAACUAACUGAAGAGUUUCCGUUUGCUCCGCCACAAUCAGUUACAUUCAAACGAGCCAUGAUGCAUCCAAACGUCGAUGAAUGUGGGAAAUUUAUAUCCAACUUAUUGACGAAAGAAAAAUGGUUACCAUCUAUGACACUAAAGGCUAUUCUAGAACAUGUUUGGGCACGUUUGGCUGUUCCUGAUAUUGAUUCCGAACAAUGUGAUCCAACUCGUGCUCCUUUAUAUCAAGCUGAUAAAAAACUUUUCGAAGAUCAAGCCCUUUACUGGUCACAAAUAAUGCAACAAUCGCCACCGAUAACUACACCGAUUAAAACCAUGCAACUCAAAGAAGUACCGUUAGAUGGAAGAAGACGAAAGAAACUGUCACUAUGUUCUUUGCCGAUUCGUCUAACAUUGGAAAUUUUGUUAAUUUUAUUACUUUUUGUACCAGCAAUCAUGUUUCUGAUGAAAUGGCCUACUGCAAAAUCGUUUAUUCACGGAAAAGUCCUUUCCAAAACACGUCUGGCACCAGCAUCGGACGGCCUUGAAAGUUGGUCGAAUCCACCAGUGAAAACCGUCCGUGCUUAUCGUUUAUUUGAUAUCACGAAUCAUAUGGAUAUCAUGACCAAAACUAAUAAUCCAAUGGUUGAAUUUCAAGAAACGAUACCAAUGCAUUAUCGUGUUGUAAUAAAGAAGAAUAAUGUUGAAUGGUUAAAUGAUCAUAAGAAUAUUCAUUAUUCAGUUGAACGUAUCUUUACACGCGAAGGAGAGUUUAACGAAACAAUUUUGAAUCAAGAAGGUGCUUUCGUCGAUAUUCUUCGUGUGAUGUUCCGAACAAAAUUUAAUCGUGUAGCAGAUUCUGUUUUCUAUAUUCUUGGCGGAAAUAAUGCUUUUAAUCAUUCCAAAGCCGUCGAUAAAUUAGAAGGUUAUAUUUCGCCACUAUUUGCAGCCAUUUCAGCUAGAAUGCAAGGACCAAAUCGUGAAAAAUAUGGUUUCAUCUACCGAUACAAUGGAAGUAAUGGAUUUAACUUUACAAUCGAUACUGGUCUUGAUCAAUCAACAAACAAGGGUCGUGUGGUUGAUUUCGCAUCUGAAUAUACAUCAUUCGAAACCAAAGCAAGUGAUUGGCAAACAACGUUCUUUGAUGGUUUAACCUUUCCACCACUCGGCAACCCAACAACACGAAAAGUGAUUAAUGUAUUUCAACCAGACUUUUGCCGACCAGUACAACUUCGUUACAAUCGAACUGUCUCAAUGUUCGGUAUUGAUCAAGUGCAUGAAUAUGUACUCAAAUUAGUCGAUUAUGAAAGUUGCCCACAGAUGGAUGAAACUUGUCCAGAAGCUGAUAAACUCGAUAUUACAAAAUGCUUAUCUUCUGAAAUUCCACCUGAAACUGUUUUUCUUACUAAACCACAUAUGUAUGGUCAUAAUUCUUCGGCAACAAAUGUUGCAUUUACACCCGAUGCGGACAAACAUGAAUCGACAAUUUACUUCGAACCACUGUCCGGCACACCUCUUCUUGCUCAAUUACGAAUUCAAUUGAAUGCUAAUGCCUGGAUCGAUCGUAUCAAAGUCAGUGAAGAUGGUACAACAAAUCCAACAAAUAGUCGUGCUGUUCGUCGUUUUAUUCCAAUGAUGUGGAUCGAUCAAAGAAUUACAUUGAAUGAUGAAACAUUAAAUCGAUUGAAACGUGUCAGUGGUAUUCUUCAAAAAGGUCACAGUGCUCAUCAAUCGUUGAAAUUAGUUUAUAUUCUUGUCGCUUUAUUCUCCACUGUUGCAAUCAUUGUUGUAAUUGAAUUACUUCUCUGGCGCCGACAAGAACGUAAAACAAAACUUAUAGAAGAAUCAAAAAAUCAACCGACGAUUUUUGCACCAGUCCAACGAUCAGGAGAAGUCGUUGUUGAGUCACACACUAACAACCUCACCAAUGACAGCAUAAACACCAAAGAACUGGUCUGA
Adineta ricciae is the source of this 2115-nucleotide messenger RNA. The record is from the annotation of a GenBank genome assembly. Lineage: Eukaryota; Metazoa; Rotifera; Eurotatoria; Adinetida; Adinetidae.